AUGUCGUUUGGACUCACUAACUCCCCAAGAACCUUCAUGGAUUUGAUGAAUCGAGUAUUCAAGGACUUUUUGGACAUGUUUGUCGAGGUGUUCAUCGACGACAUUCUCGUAUACUCAAAAUUCAAAGCAGAAUGUGAAGAACGUCUAAGAUUGACACUAAGGAGAUUACAAGAGCACCAAUUAUUUGCUAAGUUUGAGAAAUGUGAAUUCUACUUGGAGAAAGUAGCCUUUUUGGGCCAUAUAGUGUCAAAAUAUGGAAUUUCGAUGGAUCCAACCAAGAUUGAGGCAGUGAGAGAUUGGCCUCAACCGAAGAACGCGUCUAAAGUUAUAAGAAAGGCAAAAGUAGUGGCAGAUGCUGUAAGUAGGCACAUUUAUGGGAGCGUCUUGACACUUAAAGGAAUAGAGAUACCAUUACAAAAAGAGAUUGUUAGGGCAGGAAUCGAGCUAGUGAUUGGGAGUAUGUCAAGCCUCACCCUACAAUCGACCUUAUUAAAGAAGAUCAAGGAGAAACAGAAAGAUGAUGAGGCACUAGUAAAGCAAGAAGCGCUGAUUCAAAAUGAUGGCAACAGUAGUUUCACUAUGUCUAGUGGGGGAUUGAUGCGUUACAAGGACAUGAUAUGUGUGCCCGGUGACAAGGAGAUUACGGGAAAUAUCAUGAAGGAGGCACACACUACACCAUAUUCCAUACAUCCUGGGUCUACCAAGAUGUAUAGCGACCUGAAGACAUUAUAUUGGUCAUCGGGAAUGAAGAAUGACAUAUCUGAAUAUGUUGCCAAAUGCCUCACUUGUCAACAAGUUAAGGCCUGGCAUUAG
Humulus lupulus (European hop) is the source of this 813-nucleotide messenger RNA. RefSeq lists its product as uncharacterized. The coding region runs from base 1 to 813 and encodes 270 amino acids. NCBI's taxonomy places the organism in Eukaryota, Viridiplantae, Streptophyta, Magnoliopsida, Rosales, Cannabaceae. The record is from RefSeq and is a predicted model, not a curated record. The transcript has 2 exons.